UCCUCAGACUUGCCUCCCAAGGGCUGGGAUUAAAGGCGUGUGCCACUACUGCCCAGCACGGGGUGUCCCAUCCUAAAGAGAGCCUCUACUCUUUCAGUGAGAUGGGACUCUCUAAGUCUGGUUAGAAAAUCCUCAGCCUUGCCUCCCUGGUAGCUAGGAUAAGCAGGCACCCCAGCGCCCAUACUUUCACGAUUCAAUCAGUACCUAUAUUGGAAAGGAGCACUCUUUUCCACGGAUAUUUGCAGAGCACCUGCGUGCCAGGCAGUAAGGGGAUACGCAGUCCUCUUCCUGCCUAAGUGAACUCUGUGGGAAUGCAAUCGAUUCUACCUGGGCUGAGAUCAGUGGGGUUUCGCAGGGCCUCAGUUUUUCCCUUUGUAAACGUGGGUUGCAGAGAGGGCUGAAGGACAAAAUGAAUGGACUCUGUCCACCCUAGCGGCAGCACUCUGUAAGCCCCUUUCCGGGUACCUAGAGGAGGAGAUGGGGAGAGGUCAGCUUCCUCCUGGGAAGGAGGGGUGAAUACAAGGGUAUCUCCCAGGCUGAUAGGAAAUCUCUAUUCUCUGAUCAGCAGCUACUGCUGCUUUCUCCUCCCCCUCCCCUUAUUUCUGCCUCCUUCCCUCUCUCUUUCUCUAACUGAUCCUGUCUUCCUGCCUCCGACUGACAAGUGCUGAGAUUACAGGUGUAAAUCACUACUCGUUUCUUCUUUCCUACACCUCCCUCCCUUUUCAGAUGAGGCCUUAUCUGUAGCCCAGGUAGUCAGGCCUCGCUCGAACUUUGACAAUCCUCCUGCCUCACCUCCGUGGGUACUUGGGAUUCCAAGCCUGGGAGCCACCAUGCCCAACUUUCUGAACCUCUGUUUUGUGGGCAUCCUAAACAUCCCUAACCCACAGGUUGGCAGAGCCCAGCCCCAGUCAGGUGACCCUGGAGCAGCCGAUGAACUUGUGGGGAAAGUGGAGGUGCGGGCGGAACCCAGGCGCUCGGGACUCGAUGCCCACCCGGACCUCUGCGGAGGUUGCGCGGGCGGAACCUAGACAGUCGGGGCUCAGCGCCUGCCGGGACCAGGGUGGCGGCGGCACGGGCAUAGGAACAGCGCCUGCAGGGACAGGCCUCGAGCCUGGGCCAUGCAGAGCCCACUGACCAUUCCCGUGCCAGUGCCAGUGCUGCGCCUCCCUCGGGGCCCCGAUGGCUUCAGCCGAGGCUUUGCCCCUGAUGGACGUAGGACCAUCCUGAGACGAGAAGUCGGAGAAAGUUGUAUUGAGUAUCCCCCAGAGUCACAGGACCAGCGGGCCCGCGCCGCUCUUCGGGAGCGCUACCUCCGCAGCCUCCUAGCCAUGGUGGGGCACCCUGUGAGCUUCACGCUGCAUGAAGGUGUGCAGGUGACUGCCCAGUUUGGAGCCACAGACCUAGAUGUAGCCAACUUCUACGUUUCUCAGCUGCAGACUCCCAUAGGCGUGCAGGCCGAGGCUCUGCUUCGAUGUAGUGAUAUCAUUUCCUAUUCCUUCAGGCUGUAAAGACCGUCUGCUGUUUUCCUUGUGGGCACUGCCACAGUAGCCCAGGCCUCUGGCUAUUCCUGGGCCAUAGAGUUCUCAGCACCUUCCUGGACUUUCAAAGCAAACUCCAACAAACCUUAGCUUUGAACUCAGAGGAACUCCAAACCAGAUACCAUCUAGUGCUGGAUGCGAUAACCCUGGCUCUUAAGAUGCUGAAGUGGGAAGAUCAUAAAUUCAAGGCCAGGCUGUGCCACAGGGGAGACUGCAACCACAGGGAUUCUAGAUCUCUCUUGUUGAAAGGAAUGUUCUGCCUCACACAACUCAACUUUACAGAAAUAAAUUCCUGAGGCUAGUCCUUGCAGGCUGA
Grammomys surdaster is the source of this 1854-nucleotide messenger RNA. RefSeq names its product gem nuclear organelle associated protein 7 (gene Gemin7). The record is from RefSeq and is a predicted model, not a curated record. NCBI's taxonomy places the organism in Eukaryota, Metazoa, Chordata, Mammalia, Rodentia, Muridae. The transcript is spliced from 2 exons. Gene Ontology annotation, molecular function: RNA binding. Gene Ontology annotation, cellular component: SMN-Sm protein complex. Gene Ontology annotation, biological process: spliceosomal snRNP assembly. Bases 1119 to 1508 code for a protein of 129 amino acids.